Gossypium arboreum is the source of this 1164-nucleotide messenger RNA. RefSeq names its product ADP,ATP carrier protein-like. Gene Ontology annotation, molecular function: ATP:ADP antiporter activity. Lineage: Eukaryota; Viridiplantae; Streptophyta; Magnoliopsida; Malvales; Malvaceae. The record is from RefSeq and is a predicted model, not a curated record. Gene Ontology annotation, cellular component: mitochondrial inner membrane. The transcript is spliced from 4 exons. The coding region runs from base 1 to 1164 and encodes 387 amino acids. Gene Ontology annotation, biological process: mitochondrial ATP transmembrane transport; mitochondrial ADP transmembrane transport.
AUGGAAAACUUGGUAACCCCUCUUACUUUUACUCCAUUCUUGAAUUUGGCUUUGUUUCUUGAUAAUCUCAUGGGGAGCGCCAUUGCUGCAAGAUUGAGUUGCAAAACGGAACAUGAGCCAUUGCUUCCACUUAUAUCUCAAAAGAUACAUUGGCAACCUGACCUUUCUUUCAGGCCUUUUAACUACACCGCUGCUCCGAUAAUUGAAAACAUGGGCGGCACGGUCGGUACCUCGACCGUUGUAAAACCUUCACCAACGGCUUUCGUAGGAGCACCAAUGGAGAAAAGUAGUAAAGCUUCUUUAAUAAAAGAAUUGGUUGCACUUGGUCUUCUCAAGGCGGUAGCCGCUCCGUUCGAGCGAGUGAAGCUGCUGCUGCAAAACCAGAAGGACAUAAUCAAGUCCGGCCGGCUGCACAAACCGUAUAAUGGAAUAUUACACUGCUUUGCUACAACAAUCAGAAAUGAAGGCAUCUUUUCACUUUGGAGAGGCUACACUGCAAUGACCAUGGGACAUGUUUCCGCUACGGUAAUACGUUUCGGUAUCUACCAAUAUACGAAAAUUCUAGACGACACCCAAUGGAGUUACACGCGGGUGGUAGUGUCUAGUUAUGUCGCCUCAGCCGCUACUCAAUUCCUUGUUUAUCCAUUUCUAUAUGCUGCAACACGCAUGGCAACCGAUGUCAAGACUAUCGGUAGUAACACCGGCGAUCGACAGUUUAACGGUAUGAUCGAUGUCUUUAGAAAAACCCUGAAAUCAGAUGGCAUUGUUGGACUGUACCGUGGAUUUAAUAUCACACUUGGUGAACUUGUUAUGAUGGGAGCACUAUCUAAAGGUUUAAACCCAUGGAAACAACAUUAUUCCUACAUUUUGCGGAACAAUUUUUUGUCGAGGCAUAUGGUAGAAUUGGGGUUCUGGAUUAGCGGGAACAUGGCUACUUACCCAUUGGAUACAGUGAGCAGAAGGAUGAUGAUGACGUCGGGCUCGGGCACUGUGAAGUAUAAGAGUACAGUACAUGCAAUAGGUCAAAUUAUGAAAACUGAGGGUGUGAAGACGUUUUAUAAUGGUGCAGGAGCUGAGAUACUUGCAUGUGCAGCUAACAGGGCUACUCUGUUGUUAAUGAUUUACGUAGCUGAUGUUAUUGGAGCUGCAAAGAAGCAAUACUAG